This is a messenger RNA of Coregonus sp. 'balchen', 7296 nucleotides long. Lineage: Eukaryota; Metazoa; Chordata; Actinopteri; Salmoniformes; Salmonidae. The record is from the annotation of a GenBank genome assembly.
UGCUACAUCUACGACACUCCUCAACCGACCUUUGACAGCCCCUCAGAAGGAUCCCCCACCACACCAUGGACCACCGUGCAGGUCACCCGGAACCAACCCAAAGGUAAGGGACGGUAGCCUGUUUGUGCUGUUUUGCUAUCUCCUAUGGUCAUUGUCAUGACAAACAAUUAUCAUAGGAAGACUGCACAAACAGAUCUGGGGCCAGGCUACAGCGACAGGGGUAGUAAUAGUAUUAUUAAGGGAGCUUAGAGUAGCAUAUUGUCUUGAUGAAAAACAAAAUCCCUCCUUAGCUCUCGCCACAUCACACACACAUACAUACACUACAUGGCCAAAACGAUGUGGACACUCCUUCAAAUUGGUGGAUUCGGCUAUUUCAGCCACAGACGUUGCUAACAGGUGUAUAAAAUCGAGCACACCACCAUGCAAUCUCCAUAGACAAACACUGGCAGUAGAAUGGCUCAGUGACUUUCAACGUGGCAUUGUCAUAGGAUGCCACCUUUCCAACAAGUCAGUUUGUCAAAUUUCUGCUCUGCUAGAGCUGCCCCGGUCAACUGUGAGUGCUGUUAUUGUGAAGUGGAACAAUCUAGGAGCAACAACGGCUCAGCCCCCAGUGGUAGGCCACACAAGUUCACAGAACAGGACCGCUGAGUGCUGAAGCGCGUAGCAACACUCACUACCGAGUUCCAAACUGCCUCUGGAAGCAAUGUCAGCACAAGAACUGUUCGUUGGGAGCUUCAUGAAAUGGCUUUCCAUGGCCGAGCAGCAGCACACAAGCCUAAGAUUACCAUGCGCAAUGCCAAGCGUCAGCUGGAGUGGUGUAAAGCUGCCGCCAUUGGACUCUGGAGCAGUGGAAACGCGUUCUCUGGAGUGAUGAAUCACGCUUCAUUGUCUGGCAGUCAGAUGGACUAAUCUGGGUUUGGCGGAUGCCAGGAGAACGCUACCUGCCCUAAUGCAUAGUGCCAACUGUAAAGUUUGGUGGAGGAGGAAUAAUGGUUUGGGGCUGUUUUUCAUGGUUUGGGCUAGGCCCCUUAGUUCCAGUGAAAGGAAAUCUUAACGCUACAGCAUACAAUGGCAUUCUUGACGAUUCUGUGCUUCCGACUUUCUGGCAACAGUUUGGGGAAUGACCUUUACUGUUUCAGCAUGACAAUGCCCCCGUGCACAAAGCGAGGUCCAUACAGAAAUGGUUUGUCGAGAUCAGUGUGGAAGAACUUGACUGGCCUGCACAGAGCCCUGACCUCAACCCCAUCAAACACCUUUGGGAUGAAUUAGAACGCAGACUGUGAGCCAAGCCUAAUCACCCAACAUCAGUGCCCAACGUCACUAAUGCUCUUGUGGCUGAAUGGAAGCAAGUCCCCACAGCAAUGUUCCAACAUCUAGUGGAAAGCCUUCUCAGAAGAGUGGAGGCUGUUAUAGCAGCAAAGGGGGGACCAACUCCAUAUUAAUGCUCAUGAUUUUGGAAUGAGACGUUCGACGAGCAGGAGUCCACAUACUUUUGGCUAUAUAGUGUAUAUACACAAACACACAAAGGAACCAGUCCUUUUUAUCAGGGCUGCUCAGAUUAACUGGCCUUGCCAAGUGCUCCAAGUAUGACCUUUAAGGGUUAAAUAUAGCAACAUAAAGGGGUAGAGAGAGGGUUACACAGACACAAACACACACUUGUAAUGACCCUCUCUCUAUUCGUCACUGGGGUGGAAUGAGGAAUUGUCGUAUAAUAACACUUCACAUUUGACAAGGGACGUAGUGUUCUAUGUAACAUCGACACAUUACUUUGAGUUAUAUAAAAGGCUGACUUGUAUCUGAUCUUUUAAGAUACACUACCGGUCAAAAGUUUUAGAACACCUACUCAUUCAAGGGUUUUUCUUUAUUUUUACUAUUUUCUACAAAUAACACAUAUGGAAUCAUGUAGUAACCAAAAAAGUGUUAAACAAAUCAAAAUAUAUUUUAUAUUUGAGAUUCUUCAAAUAGCCACCCUUUGCCUUAUGACAUCUACUUUGUGCAUGACACUAGUCAUUUUUCCAACAAUUGUUUACAGACAGAUUAUGUCACUUAUAAUUCACUGUAUCACAAUUCCAGUGGGUCAGAAGUUUACAUACACUAAGUUGACUGUGCCUUUAAACAGCUUGGGAAAUUCCUGAAAAUGAUGUCAUGGCUUUAGAAGCUUCUGGUAGGCUAAUUGACAUAAUUUGAGUCAAUUGGAGGUGUACCUGUGGAUGUAUUUCAAGGCCUACCUUCAAACUCAGUGCCUCUUUGCUUGACAUCAUGGGAAAAUCAAAAGAAAUCAGCCAAGACCUCAGACAAAAAAUGGUAGACCUCCACAAGUCUGGUUCAUCCUUGGGAGCAAUUUCCAAACGCCUGAAGGUACCACGUUCAUCUGUACAAAUAAUAGUACGCAAGUAUAAACACCAUGGGACCACGAGCCAUCAUACCGCUCAGGAAGGAGACGUGUUCUGUCUCCUAGAGAUGAAUGUACUUUGGUGCGAAAAGUGCAAAUCAAUCCCAGAACAACAGCAAAGGACCUUGUGAAGAUGCUGGAGGAAACAGGUACAAGAGUAUCUAUAUCCACAGUAAAACGAGUCCUAUAUCGACAUAACCUGAAAGGCCGCUCAGCAAGGAAGAAGCCACUGCUCCAAAACCGCCAUAAAAAAGUCAGACUACGGUUUGCAACUGGACAUGGGGACAAAGAUCAUACCUUUUGGAGAAAUGUCCUCUGGUCUGAUGAAACAAAAAUAUAACUGUUUGGCCAUAAUGACCAUUGUUAUGUUUGGAGGAAAAAGGGGGUGCCUUGCAAGCCGAAGAACAUCAUCCCAACCGUAAAGCACAGAGUUGGCAGCAUCAUGCUGUGGGGGUGCUUUGCUGCAGGAGGGACUGGUGCACUUCACAAAAUAGAUGGCAUCACGAGGAAGGAAAAUUAUGUGGAUAUAUUGAAGCAACAUCUCAAGACAUCAGUCAGGAAGUUAAAGCUUGGUCGCAAAUGGGUCUUCCAAAUGGACAAAUACUUCCAAAGUUGUGGCAAAAUGGCUUAAGGCCAACAAAGUCAAGGUAUUGGAGUGGCCAUCACAAAGCCCUGACCUCAAUCCUAUAGAACAUUUGUGGGCAGAACUGAAAAAGCGUGUGCGAGCAAGUAGGCCUGCAAACCUGACUCAGUUACACCAGCUUUGUCAGGAGGAAUGGGCCAAAAUUCACCCAACUUAUUGUGGGAAGCUUGUGGAAGGCUACCCGAAACGUUUGACCCAAGUGAAACUAUUUAAAGGCAAUGCUACCAAAUACUAAUUGAGUGUAUGUAAACUUCUGACCCACUGGGAAUGUGAUGAAAUAAAUAAAAGCUGAAAUAAAUAAUUCUCUCUACUAUUAUUCUGACAUUUCACAUUCUUAAAAUAAAGUGGUGAUGCUAACUGACCUAAAACAGGGAAUUUUUACUAGGAUUAAAUGUCAGGAAUUGUGAAAAACUGAGUUUAAAUGUAUUUGGCUAAGGUGUAUGUAAACAUCUGACUUCAACUGUACAGUGCCUUGCAAAAGUAUUCAUCCCCCUUGGCGUUUUUUCCUAUUUUGUUGCAUUACAACCUGUAAUUUAAAUAGAUUUUUAUUUGGAUUUCAUGUAAUGGACAUACACAAAAUAGUCCAAAUUGGUGAAGUGAAAUGAAAAAAAUAAAGUGGUGCGUCCAUAUGUACAGUGAGGGAAAAAAGUAUUUGAUCCCCUGCUGAUUUUGUAAGUUUGCCCACUGACAAAGAAAUGAUCAGUCUAUAAUUUUAAUGGUAGGUUUAUUUGAACAGUGAGAGACAGAAUAACAACAAAAAAAUCCAGAAAAACGCAUGACAAAAAUGUUAUAAAUGUAUUUGCAUUUUAAUGAGGGAAAUAAAUAUUUGACCCCUCUGCAAAACAUGACUUAGUACUUGGUGGCAAAACCCUUGUUGGCAAUCAGAGGUCAGACGUUUCUUGUAGUUGGCCACCAGGUUUGCACACAUCUCAGGAGGGAUUUUGUCCCGCUCCUCUUUGCAGAGCUUCUCCAAGUCAUUAAGGUUUCGAGGCUGACGUUUGGCAACUCGAACCUUCAGCUCCCUCCACAGAUUUUCUAUGGGAUUAAGGUCUGGAGACUGGCUAGGCCACUCCAGGACCUUAAUGUGCUUCUUCUUGAGCCACUCCUUUGUUGCCUUGGCCGUGUGUUUUGGGUCAUUGUCAUGCUGGAAUACCUGUCCACGACCCAUUUUCAAUGCCCUGGCUGAGGGAAGGAGGUGCUCACCCAAGAUUUGACAGUACAUGGCCCCGUCCAUCGUCCCUUUAAUGCAGUGAAGUUGUCCUGUCCCCUUAGCAGAAAAACACGCCCAAAGCAUAAUGUUUCCACCUCCAUGUUUGACGGUGGGGAUGGUGUUCUUGGGGUCAUAGGCAGCAUUCCUCCUCCUCCAAACACGAGUUGAGUUGAUGGCAAAGAGCUCGAUUUUGGUCUCAUCUGACCACAACACUUUCACCCAGUUCUCCUCUGAAUCAUUCAGAUGUUCAUUUGCAAACUUCAGACGGGCCUGUAUAUGUGCUUUCUUGAGCAGGGGGACCUUGCGGGCGCUGCAGGAUUUCAGUCCUUCACGGCGUAGUGUGUUAGCAAUUGUUUUCUUGGUGACUAUGGUCCCAGCUGCCUUGAGAUCAUUGACAAGAUCCUCCCGUGUAGUUCUGGGCUGAUUCCUCACCGUUCUCAUGAUCAUUGCAACUCCACGAGGUGAGAUCUUGCAUGGAGCCCCAGGCCGAGGGAGAUUGACAGUUAUUUUGUGUUUCUUCCAUUUGCGAAUAUUCACACCAACUGUUGUCACCAAGCUGGUUGGCGAUGGUCUUGUAGCCCAUUCCAGUCUUGUGUAGGUCUACAAUCUUGUCCCUGACAUCCUUGGAGAGCUCUUUGGUCUUGGCCAUGGUGGAGAGUUUGGAAUCUGAUUGAUUGCUUCUGUGGACAGGUGUCUUUUAUACAGGUAACAAACUGAGAUUAGGAGCACUCCUUUUAAGAGUGUGCUCCUAAUCUCAGCUCGUUACCUGUAUAAAAUAAACCUGGGAGCCAGAAAUCUUUCUGAUUGAAAGGGGGUCAAAUACUUAUUUCCCUCAUUAAAAUGCAAAUCAAUUUUUAACAUUUUUGACAUGCGUUUUUCUGGAUUUUUUUGUUGUUAUUCUGUCUCUCACUGUUCAAAUAAACCUACCAUUAAAAUUAUAGACUGAUCAUUUCUUUGUCAGUGGGCAAACGUACAAAAUCAGCAGGGGAUCAAAUACUUAUUUCCCUCACUGUAUGAAGUAUACAAGCACCAAAAGCACAUUAGGCUACUCUUGUUCCAUGCACAUAUGGGCAGUGUGCGUCACGGCUGGAUAGGCUGCGUUUCUGCUGUCAAAAUUAAUGUCAUAACCAACUGCAUUACCGCUAAAACCAGCUUUUGGUUGGUCUUAAAUAUCCCUAUCAGCGCUGCCUGAAAUUAGCACUUUGGAUCAAGUUUUUAAGGACACUAUAUUUCCACCCCGCCCAUCUGAGCGCAAGCGAGCUGAUAUAAGACAGGUAAAUUACCAAACCUGGCUUUAGGGCUAGAAAAUGCUAGUACGGCAGUUUUUACAUGACGAAAUUGCUAAACUAACGUGCGUUUGACACUAGCGCCUUAAUGCCAGCCUAAAAUAGAGCCCUAUGUCUUUAAACAACCAUCUCUGAUUACAAGAUUCAAGAUUGACCCAUGUUAGAACUUUCAACAGAUGUUUUUAACAGACCACUUGUUGGGCUUAGCAUUUCCUUUAGAGAUUAAAAUGUUUUUAAAGGAAUGGGUGGGGUAGUUGUUGAUUGUUCAAUGUUAUUAUUAUAAUUACUUAUAAUCUGUUGAAUUUUGCCUUUUGCAAAACAUUGUAAACCCAAACUUUCUGUUAUGUAUCAUGUCACUGUUCAAUCUGAAAACUCUCAAUUUAUGCUAAAUGAUGUAAAUGUAAAUGUAAAUAUGUGUUUGGUUAACCUGAAUAGAUACAUUGUGUAUUUUGAAUAAGUAUGUAAAGUAAGAGAUUCAAUUUAUUUUAGCAGCUGGACUUGGAAAGGGAAAGGGGUAUGUUGAGUUUGUGUCUGUUGGGGUGGUCUUAUAUUUGCUGUCUGGUAACUUGCAGAAAACCUAUCUGUGAGUUUAUGUAGGGUUAACUUAUGAGUUUAAUUGAGGCUGACUUAAUUGUUUCUGUUGGUUGAACUUAUGAAUAACCUCUAGCUACUGUUGUUUCUCCAGUUCCUCCCCCUCAGACCAGGAUGUUUGCUGGAGAGACCUCACUCUGUCCUGGCUGUGGAAAAGUGGUCUAUUUUGGUACGUUUUGGUCAGACUGUUCAUGAUUGAUUUAUGAUAUAAACGUUGAUCACUCAAAUGUGCAUUCUAUAUUUUUUAUACAUAUAUUUUUGUAUAUGUUUUUUUUACAUGUGCUUUCUUAUGUUUAUUUUCUAUGUUGUACUGAUAGUUCAAGCGGUCACUUAGCGGACCUAUUAUAUUUUCAAAGUGACAUUUUUGGAAUGUGAUCCCUGUGGGAAUUGAACCCAAGACCUCAAUGUGGUAAUCACCAGGUUUUUACUAACUGAUCCACACAGAACCUUGUACACUGUUUAUUAAUUAUCCUGACAUGCCAGCUGAAUUCGGUAAUCGUAGUGAUGUGUUUGUCUGUUUGUCUCUGCAGCAGAGAAGGUGAUGUCCCUGGGUAGGAACUGGCACCGACCAUGCCUGCGCUGUGAGAGGUGUAAGAAGACACUGACCUCUGGUGGACAUGCUGAGGUAUUACAUCCACAUUAUUACUGUCUACUACAAUUACUGAUGACCGAAGCGAGGGCUGCUUUUAAGAUCCACAUCAGUGCUUCUGUGUCGAAAUUCACAUGUAAGGUUAUUUGAUUUGAUGUAUUUUAUUAUUAAAGUGUCUUGCAUUUUCAGGAUGCCUAGCCCACAUGGACUUAUAAGACAAUCUGAAGAUGCAUUGAUGUUGGUCAAUUAAAUCAUACGGAAUUAAACCAAUAUAACUGUAUUCAUCCCCUCAGGGAGGGGCAAUUAAGAAAAGCUAAAUGCCCCCAUCAUUUAUGUCUUAUUCUGACAAAUGCUAGGGUCAUGACAAAGAAUGGGUUUCCCAAGAAUAAUAUCUCAAUCAAAUUUCAAAACUAAAACAUGACAUUGCUGAUGUUUCCCUUGUUGCAGCAUGAAGGGAUACCUUACUGCCACGUCCCUUGCUACGGCAUCCUGUAUGGACCAAAAGGAGUGAACAUCGGCAAGGUGGGCUGUUACAUCUAUGAGAAAGAAGACAUGGAGCAAACUGAAAUACCCAGCCAGUCCUAA